Molecule: messenger RNA, 921 nt
Organism: Acipenser ruthenus (sterlet)
Lineage: Eukaryota; Metazoa; Chordata; Actinopteri; Acipenseriformes; Acipenseridae
Exons: 1
Coding region: 1-783 (260 amino acids)
Source: RefSeq, a predicted model, not a curated record
AUGCACUUCCUCAAGGAUCUUCUGGCAAAGGUGUGCGGUAUUGUCUCCUCAACUAAUUAUAGCCAUCCUUUGCCAGUUGAGUUUGAUAGUCUCCGCACAAAUUUCCACCCGAAGAAGGCUCCUAGGAGACAGGCCACCUCCCUCUCCACCCUCUACAUCCUGGAUUACACCUCCCGAGCGGGAGAGCUGGGCCUGGAACCUGGGCCUCCUGCACUCAACCUCGGCGGGACGAAGCUCACCUUCAAAAAUGGUAAGUGGAUAUCAGAGGGAGGGGAGAGACCCAGCAAGUCCAAACGUGCCCUUCGGAAUCUGAAGCAGAAGAACCGAGUCCUGGAGGAGGAGAACAACUACCUGCAGGUGCGCACAGAGCUGCUGGUGGACAUGCUGGCAGAGAGCACUGCCCAUCUGCAGCUCCUAGAGGACGAGGUGGAGCGCAAGGCAUUCAGAGACACGAGGCGGCGCCAGUCUGUGCGUAGAGUCUCCAACGUCACCGCUUCCAACAUCCCAGAGCCCAUGUUGGUGGCAGAGUCCGGUGAGGCACAGAAAGAGUUGGGGAGAACCUCCAUCCCCACCACCACAAACACCACCACUGAGCCCAUGCUGAUUCCAGACAAUGCAGAGGGCAAGAAGGAAUCUCACAAGUCAUCAGAACCAACCACUUCCACAGCUCAACUCAGAACGUUUCCAGAAACAAGGAAGGAGAAGGCGGCUGUGCGAAGAGCUUCAACACCACCUGGCUUCUCCACUGUUGAGCCCAUUAGUGGGAGGCCAUAUGUACUGUAGUAUAUGCAUAGAUUCUCCACCUCUCCAAAACUAAGACUAUGUGAUCACAGGACUGAAGCCUGUGGCUUUCACAUCCAAUUGAAAAAAAUAGAUGUCCAGUCCUGUCUAGUUCCGGUAAAUCGUAAUAAACAUUACUUU